AUGCCCACGCCUUUAGACAACGCCAUGAAGUCCAGAAGUGCAGUUCUUGCAUUCGGUGGCUUGGUGACGGCCGCGGCUGUCUGGGCAAUUUAUGGAGGCGACAUGUUUCCCGCUGCUCCGGACCCGACCGGCAACCCAGAGAAUUGGACCAGAGAGGAGAUGAGGAGAUGGCUGGCCGCGAGGAAUCUCUUUCCCAAUGACAACGACAAGCGAGAGGAGCUCCUAGCACGAGUGCUGGCCAACAUGAGGGCUCCAAGACGGUGA
Colletotrichum graminicola M1.001 is the source of this 264-nucleotide messenger RNA. RefSeq lists its product as uncharacterized. NCBI's taxonomy places the organism in Eukaryota, Fungi, Ascomycota, Sordariomycetes, Glomerellales, Glomerellaceae. Bases 1 to 264 code for a protein of 87 amino acids. The record is from RefSeq and is a predicted model, not a curated record. The transcript has 4 exons.